UCUGAAUGUUAACAUGAAAAUGGCGUAGGCGUGAGAAGGCAAUACAUUAUUGAGAGAUGCUGGGUGCUCAAAACAUUUUCCCAAGUUCGUCCAUCGUGAUAGUGAAUCCCAGGAUCGACCAUCGUUGCACAAACAAACCGGGCAACAUUAUCCGAUUCCAAUCAAGGGCAGUGACCGUGAACGAUGCCAUCACUUCCGACCCCGAGCUAACUUGGCAAAUUGUGGUUGGAGCUAUAGCGGGUGUUGCUCCAUUUGUGGUGGCCGGGGUUGAGUUCAGCAAGAGAAUUGUGGAACAGAGAAAUUGCAAGGUGUGUAGAGGCUCUGGCCUUGUAUUAAGGGACAAUAAGUAUUAUUUUCGAUGCCCUGCUUGCGGUGGAUUUCUGCCAUGGCAAUCCUGGAAGAGAUUCUUUACUGGUUAAAUGUUACGGAUUCCUGAGACAAUACCUUUGUAUCCUCAUAAGUGUUUUGACAUUGAGUAUUCUUGUACUAGUUCCCAUUGUUGGCGUUUAACAAGAUUCCAAUUCAAAAUCAAACAAGAGACUACUAUUGCAUUAUGUAACAAUCCAUUGAGGACUACUAUUUUCUUUGUUAAUAUAACGCCCCACUUUUUGAA
Molecule: messenger RNA, 613 nt
Organism: Salvia splendens (bonfire salvia)
Lineage: Eukaryota; Viridiplantae; Streptophyta; Magnoliopsida; Lamiales; Lamiaceae
Exons: 3
Coding region: 57-419 (120 amino acids)
Source: RefSeq, a predicted model, not a curated record